AUGGGCUUCCGCAUAAUCGUCGCAGGUGGUGGCCUUGUUGGCCUCACGACAGCUCACAUACUUUCAAAAGCUGGCAUAGAUUUUGUGGUCCUGGAGCAGCAUGAUAAUGUCACUCCCUACUUGGGAUCACUGCUAUCGAUAAUGCCCUCUACACUCCGAGUCCUAGACCAGGUUGAAUUGAUGGAAGUUUUUAAUAAGUACUCUGACGACAUACGCCGCAUGCACCUCUUCACAGCAGACACAGCUAAAACGCUUCGGGACGAGACUUUUCUAUUAGAAUUGAUGCAGGCUGAUAGCUGCGGCCAUCCUGUAGUGAUGGCACAUCGGGCUGAUAUCGCGAAAGCUCUCUACGAUAGCCUACCUGAAGACGUCAAAAAGCAUAUAUUGCUAGAAAAGCGCGUUACAGACAUUAACGUGCUCCCUGAUGGUGUCGAAGUCACGUGCCAGGAUGGCUCUGUGCAAAAAGGCUCCAUAGUACUCGGUGCUGACGGUGUCCGGAGCAGAGUCCGGCAGAUGAUGAACAGGCUUGAGAAAGGUGAUCCCUCUACUGAAAAGGUUGAGGAAAAAAGCCCAUACGUUUCUUCUCACAGAUUGUUUUUCGGAGAUGUACCCAAGCUUCAUGGAGUGGAGGCGGGCGUCAACUAUGAAGGGCUUCACGAUAGGGUUGCCACGCAACUUCUCGUUGGAACUAAAAGAAUGUGGUUUAAUCUGUAUGAACAACUCGACACACCAACUUCUGAUCAUAUUCGGUAUACCGAAAAUGAUCAACAUGAAAUUUUAGAAAAAUGGGGCCAUCUGUUCGUCGCCCCGGGCUACCAAUUGCGCGAUGUCUACGAGCGCAGGCUAAAAGAUACUGGGUUGAUCAAUUUGGAAGAGGGCUUGGUGGACAAAUGGUACUCAGAUCGCAUUGUGUUGGCUGGCGAUGCCGUACGUAAGCUUACCUCCAAUGCUGGUUGGGGUUACAACAGUGGCGUCACCGACAUAGUUGUCCUCGUGAACCAUCUACGCCGACUUCUCAAGUCUGAUCAGUCGCCGAGCUCUGAAGCUCUGAAAACAGUGUUCAAGCAAUACCAAGCUGACAGAGCCGAAAGUACACACAUAACAUACAAGGUAUCCGCGGAACGCAUUCGUGCCGUUGUUUGGCCAGGAUGGCUACAAAGAAUCAUUGCCACUUAUAUCAUGCCCUAUGUAAACCUUGGGAAGCUUGAUUGGAUAAUGCGAACAAGGGCUUUGCACCGGGACUCACCAGUUCUCGAGUGGUUGGUAGAAAAGAAUUUACCCAGUCAUCGCAUCAAGUAUAAGCAAUAUCCUCAACUAGAGGAAUGA
This is a messenger RNA of Talaromyces proteolyticus, 1326 nucleotides long. RefSeq names its product putative monooxygenase. The coding region runs from base 1 to 1326 and encodes 441 amino acids. Gene Ontology annotation, molecular function: FAD binding. The record is from RefSeq and is a predicted model, not a curated record. The transcript has 2 exons. Lineage: Eukaryota; Fungi; Ascomycota; Eurotiomycetes; Eurotiales; Trichocomaceae.